GGGAACCUUUUAUUUUUGAAUUGUGUCUUUUGAAAAGUCUAUUUUGGGUGUGGUGGCACAUCCCUGUAAUCUCAGUCCUUGGGAAGUGGAGGCAGGAAGAUCAGAUAUUAAAAGUUGGUGUGGUUACACAGUAAGUUUGAAGUCAGCCUGAGUUACGUGUGACCCUGUUUCCAAAAGCAGUCAAGCUUAAAGGUGUCUGUGGCUUUUCUAAAUUAAACUACUAAUUAUUUAUCAGCAUCAGAUACUAACAAGAUUUUGUAAGAUGUGCUCACAGAGUCGGCCUGAGAAGGAUGUGGGCAGUUAGCUAUUAUUCACCCCUGUGUGGCCAGGGGUGCUUUAAAACUAUGAUUAAAAAGGCAGGCGUGUUUUGUGGUUUUCUUCUUGUUGUAGUAUAGGCAGCUUUCCUUUCUGCUGCUCAGAGGUGGGAUCCUGGAGAGCUGGGAAUGGGGGAGUGGCCUGUUUGAGUGUGUCACUUUCUCAUGUGCAGUGGCCUGGGGAGUGGUGGUUUGCGUGUUUGUGGAGCUGUUUUAGAUCAAAAUGAAAACAUUGAGACACUGGGAGAGACCCUGUGCACUUGAACUUUGGACUUUGGGCCCAAACAAUAUAGCAAGACUCUGCCUCCCACAACAAACUACGUAAGACGAUCCCUUUAAUUUACGGAGUUGCUCUUUGUAUUUGUAGAAGUUUGGUCCUGGAUUCCCUCAGACAUGAGAGUUCGUGGGUGCUUAAGUCUUAUGAAAUGGCAAUUUGUAUAUAACCUGGCACACUCUCCUGGGGUACAUUUAGUUUGUUGUUGUUGUAUGAGAGUCUGGUGUAGCUGAUGCUGGCUUUGAACUCCUGGUCUCCUGCCUUACCCUCAUAAGUAAGUCCUGGGAAUAGAGCUGUACACCACCACUCACGGCUCCCUCUUGUGUGCUUUAAUAAUCUCUCCUUUACUUACCAUGCUCACUUGCUACAGUGUAGACACUGUGUAAAUAGUUGUUAUACUGUAUUGUUUAAGAAAGAAUAGCAAAAGGUAGUCUGCAAUGUUUGUUAGGCACAGGCAAGUUUGGUUUCCUUUUUUAAAAUUUUUCAUUUUAUUUUGUAUGUGUGUGUAUCUGCAUGUAUUUCUAUCAUAUGUGUGCCUAGUGCCUGAGAAGAUGGGAAGAGAGCGUUAGAUCCGCCAGAACUGGAGUUACAGAUGAUUAUAUGAGAAAUGAGUGUUGGACGUCGAAGAAUAAAGUUGUUGGGUAUCCUGAUGAUGGCAAAUGUCUUCAUUUAUUUGAUCGUGGAAGUCUCCAAAAACAGUAGCCAAGAAAAAAAUGGAAAGGGGGGAGUAAUAAUACCCAAAGAAAAGUUCUGGAAGAUAUCCAGCCCUCCCCGGGCGUACUGGAACCGAGAACAAGAGAGACUGAACAAGUGGUACAAUCCCAUUCUGAACAGGCUGGCUAACCAGACAGGGGACUUGUAUAUGUCUCCUAACACAAGUCAUCUGGGCUACUGUGAACCAGACCCAAGGGUCAUGACAGCUGUGACAGAUUUUAAUAAUCUGCCGGACAGAUUUAAAGACUUCCUCUUGUAUUUGAGAUGCCGAAAUUACUCACUGCUUAUAGAUCAACCGAAGAAAUGUGCAAAGAAACCUUUCUUACUGCUGGCAAUUAAGUCCCUCAUUCCACAUUUUGCCAGAAGGCAAGCAAUUCGGGAGUCUUGGGGCAGAGAAUCCACCGUGGGGAACCAGACAGUAGUGAGAGUCUUCUUGUUGGGCAAGACACCCCCCGAGGACAACCACCCUGACCUUUCAGACAUGCUGAAGUUUGAGAGUGAGAAGCACCAGGACAUUCUCAUGUGGAACUACAGAGACACAUUCUUCAACCUGUCCCUGAAGGAAGUGCUGUUUCUCAGGUGGGUGAGCACUUCUUGUCCAGACGCAGAGUUUGUUUUCAAAGGUGAUGAUGAUGUGUUUGUGAACACUCAUCACAUCCUGAAUUACUUGAAUAGCUUAUCCAAGAACAAAGCCAAAGAUUUGUUUAUAGGUGACGUGAUCCACAAUGCUGGGCCUCAUCGGGAUAAGAAACUGAAGUACUACAUCCCAGAAGUCUUCUACACUGGGGUCUACCCACCGUACGCAGGGGGAGGUGGAUUCCUGUACUCUGGCCCCCUGGCCCUGAGACUGUACAAUAUAACUGACCGGGUCCACCUCUACCCCAUAGAUGAUGUUUAUACUGGAAUGUGCCUUCAGAAACUGGGCCUUGUUCCAGAGAAACACAAAGGCUUCAGGACAUUUGAUAUUGAAGAGAAAAAUAAAAAAAAUAUUUGUGCAUAUAUAGAUCUAAUGUUAGUACAUAGCAGAAAACCUCAAGAGAUGAUUGAUAUUUGGUCUCAGUUGCAAAGUCCUAAUUUAAAAUGCUAAGGUACAUCUGCGCUACCUACGUUUCACACAGAGGCCUAUCCUGUCUAGUUCCCACAUUGUGCUUUCACAGUAGGGCAACUUCUGUGUGAAGCCAUCAGCCUUGAUGAGUAGCAUCUGGGCCUUCAAGCCCUUCAGUUCCACACCUUUGUGGCCAGAGAAAAGCUGAAGAUAAUUCACCAUGGCAGGAUGAUUAGUUCUGACCCUUCUUCUGGCUGCCGGUCCUCAGUUUCUAAUUUUUCCUUCUCCAAAAUCAAGUUUAGAAUUUGACCAUGAAGAUCUUUUUUUGUCCUUGUAAUGGUAUACUCCUGUUUCCAUUAUAACUGAUUGGCUAAUUUUGAUUUUGUAGGGCAUGAUCUGGUGUUUUUGUGAAAUGGAAUUAUGUUUGUUUUCAUAAGAUUUUGGUGGAUUUUUAAAAUUGUCUAGAAAGUAGACUGAUGUCAAAAUUCCUGUCACCCCAACAGUAUUCUCCUUGUUAUUAGAACCCGUCACUUUCUUGACAAAGGAAAGUCACUGUGCAGCAUGCGCAGUUCAUCUUGUCCGGCCUUGGGCCAUGAGAAGGGCAGAGGGUUUUCUUUUCCUUGUGUUUGAUUUGCUGGGUGGCAUCAUGAUAGCUGACCCAGUUUUAGUAUUUUGGAAAUCCUGAGUGUGAUUCUCUAAUGGCCAACUGAAGACUGAGUAGCCCGACAGCCAUAUGGGUUUGUGAAUGUUCACUGUGGGUCAGGGAAGCAUUUGUGACUUUUGAACUUGAAAUGAAAAGAUUGAAUUUGAAGGCAUUUGCUUAUGUGGUUUGUCAAUUUAAAACUGCAGGACUCUAUUCUUGCCAUAUUCUCACACUUUGCUUAGAUGAAGCUCUUCGGGUAGUGAUGCUUCCCUCUCUGAGUGUAGAAGUGCCUGUGUUUUUAUUUAUUGUUCAGAUCAAAGACCAAAACAUUUUCUUAAAAAAUAUUUUGUGUAAUAUUUUAUUUGUAUACAGUGUUGUUUGUGAAAUAUUUAACUAGAGCAUGAUAUUUUAUUUUAUUUUUCUCAUUUUUUAAUUAGUUUUUUGAGAAUUUCAUACAACGUGUUUUGAUCACAUUCACUUCCCCCAACUCCUCCCAGAUCCAGCCCCCAGCAUGAUGUUUUAAAUGUUAAGCUGUAACAUAUGUUGAAUAAAGUUAACUCUUAUUUUUGAAUUUUAAAAUUUGGAUUGGGGGGUAUGAACUGCUACAGUCGAUAAAGUUCUGCCAAAUUACUGCUUACACCUUGUGUCUUGUAACAUGCUUUCUUGAAAUAGUUUUGUGUUUUAGAGGGUUCUCAUCUGUGCUACUGGGGACUGGGGAAAAAAAGGGGAAAUAAAGUGACUGUAUUUUUUAA
Peromyscus californicus insignis is the source of this 3742-nucleotide messenger RNA. RefSeq names its product UDP-GlcNAc:betaGal beta-1,3-N-acetylglucosaminyltransferase 2 (gene B3gnt2). The transcript is spliced from 2 exons. NCBI's taxonomy places the organism in Eukaryota, Metazoa, Chordata, Mammalia, Rodentia, Cricetidae. Bases 1196 to 2389 code for a protein of 397 amino acids. Gene Ontology annotation, cellular component: membrane. The record is from RefSeq and is a predicted model, not a curated record. Gene Ontology annotation, molecular function: hexosyltransferase activity.